Linnemannia hyalina is the source of this 1758-nucleotide messenger RNA. The record is from the annotation of a GenBank genome assembly. Lineage: Eukaryota; Fungi; Mortierellomycota; Mortierellomycetes; Mortierellales; Mortierellaceae.
AUGAAGUUUGGAAAGGCCCUCGAGACAAACGCAGAGACAAUGCCAGAAGGCUGGCGGCCAUACUUGAUCCAGUACAAGGCACUCAAGAAAAAGAUCAACGCCAUCGUCAAGGAACUCGACGACCGAGGCCUCCCCUCCCCCAUCAUCAAAAACCUCCUCUCCCAAACCCUCUCCGGCGACAUGCAACGACUCGAGUACUCUUUUGACGAGGACAAGAAGCACUUGAGGACUCACAUCAAGGUCGUGCUGGAUGACCUCACUCCAGGAACAGAGGAUGGUCUGCCCUUUGGCCCCAUGCCACUCACACAGGAGGAGGAGCAGCUCUCGAAACUGUUUGCCCACGAACUCGCCUUCCUCAACAGCUCCGCCUCGUCAUCUUCAAGCGAUCUGCAGGAGCAAUUGGCCCAUGAUCAAAACGGUAGUGAGCACGACUUGGAGGACCAGGACCAGGAGGGCAAACCUAACACCGGCUUGGAGGAUCUCUUGGACGAUACGACGUUGUCAGAAACCUCUGAAGAGACUUCGGUCGGCGACGAGGACCGCAGCAGUGCGGGGGACAAAGAAUUGUUGGAGUUCAACAGUUCGCCGUCGUCUCCAUUAGCGACCCCAUCGCCAACCUUCAGUCAUGGGGCAAGCACGCAGCUGGCUGAAUUGACCAACGACAUCAACAGCGAUCAGGCGCCUUCAAUAGAUCAUUUUCAGGCCUUUUCUACAGAAUUUGCUGCUGACACAUCGUCAACAUCCUCACCAUCGUCGGAAACAUUGGAGAUACUCAUCACCCCUGGAGCUGCUGCUGGAAACAUUGAGAAUGUAGGCAACUCAAGGAUCUUGACAACAGAAGAAGAUGGCAAAAGGGUGCUGGUGAUUGAGCUGACGGCCGACACGGCGUUCUUUGACCAAUUGGGCGAAGAGGUCUCGCAGCUGAGCAAGCUGCAACAGGCCAACAAGUUAGAAUUUGAGUCCAAAGUCAACGAUCUGAGCAAGAUCUUGACCGUUGUUUCGUCGCCUCACAACAAGGACAUGUACACCUGGAGGGAGAUUUUGAAGAUAUAUUUGGACGCGCAGGUCUUUGUGGGCGACCAGGAAACGGAUCGGUCGACUCGAUCGUCCGAGAAGGCACAGACACAACUGCAAUGGUUCUUGAAGGAGAUGGAUCGGAGCAAGUUGACACAAAAAUUCAAGCAGUCAAAGUCCAAAAUUGCGUUCAACACCUUCUUCCAGCUCAACUCUGAGUUGAUUACGAUGAAGCAGUUCAAGGAGCUCAACCAAAUGGCUAUGACAAAGAUCUUGAAAAAGCACGACAAGCGGACUAAUCUCAGUGCGAGCUUGGGAUUCCCAAAGCAUCUGCAGAAUGAGCCGUUCUACAGCGACAACAUCUCAAAGUCUUUGACAUACACCAUCGGCAACCAGCUGAUCUCCAUCAUCCCCCAGCCCGACGACUACUCUUGCCCCAUCUGCAUGUCGGUGGCGUGGAAACCAAUCCGACUAAACUGUAAACACGUCUUCUGUGUCCGCUGCCUGAUCAAAGCCCAACGGAAGCGCAUGGUCCACUGCCCAGUCUGCCGCCAAACAAACUCUGUCUACGAAGCCGACGCCUCCAACCUCGACGUCUCCAUGAUGAACUUUUUGAAACUCUACUUCCCCAAGGAGAUCAAGGAGAAGCGGAAAGAGUCUUCAAAGGAGCAGGCGGUCGAGGAGAUGGAGGCUUUGACGGGGCGCCGGUUCACGGAUAAUCCGGAUCCUUGUCUUAUCAUGUAG